Metschnikowia bicuspidata var. bicuspidata NRRL YB-4993 is the source of this 1480-nucleotide messenger RNA. It is a transcript of the gene KRE9, whose product is annotated as Kre9p. The record is from RefSeq and is a predicted model, not a curated record. Bases 299 to 1108 code for a protein of 269 amino acids. Gene Ontology annotation, cellular component: extracellular region. Lineage: Eukaryota; Fungi; Ascomycota; Pichiomycetes; Serinales; Metschnikowiaceae. Gene Ontology annotation, biological process: (1->6)-beta-D-glucan biosynthetic process; cell wall biogenesis; fungal-type cell wall organization. The transcript has a single exon.
ACGGAGAACUUUUUGUCAUCGCUCUUUUUGAAAGUUUGCCUCGUAUUCUUUGGAAGGCCCGACCCAAGUCUGCUGCGGUAUCACGUGUCGUCUAAGUCCACUACCGCCAUAAGCCGAUCUACCACUUUCGCAUAACAGACUCACACCCAGCGUUGGCGUCCCGCUUUUUUCUCCCUUGACGCUUAACCUGUGACAAAAUCUAAGGUCGCCAGAAAGCAGACACCAUAUCUCGAAGCCUUUCCAGUCAGCUUGCGCAGCCAACAAAUCCAGCUGACCCCUCACAUCCCACACCGGCACCAUGCAUUUCCUAUCGCUUUGGAUCAUUUUGGUAUCGCUAGCCGCCCGCGUCCUGGGUGACGUCUCCAUAACGUCCCCGUCCACAGAUCAGACAUAUUCUGGCUCCAGUGGCUCCGCCUCGGUAUCUGUCGUUUGGACCGAUGACUCGGAUGAUGAUGCCGACGCUUCACUUUCCAACGUGGAUCUGUACGCCAUCGUUUUAUGCACGGGAUCAAACAGUGAUAUUCAGAGUGUCAUGACUUUGACCGACAGCCUUUCUUCCUCUGCGCUCGAGUACGAUGCUGUCAUUGACGAGGCCGACGUGCCCAGUGGUGUUUACUUUAUUCAGGUGUACGCUAAAUUCGGCUCCGGAUACACCAUUCACUACUCAAAUAGAUUCACGUUGACUGGCAUGUCUGGAUCCACGUCCACGUAUACAUUUAGCGCGUCGCUUUUCUCGAUAACGGGUACACACCCGGGUGCACAACUGAACCUUGACGGCGAAACUACCCUGAUUGAUUCUAGGUCGUUUUCUGUCACUUACACGCUACAAACAGGCAAGACUAGAUACGCGCCGAUGCAAACGCAGCCAGGCUCGUCGAUCUCGCACUCGGUUUACUCGACUAGACACGCCACGUCCGCAUACACACCGUACUCGACCAUCAGGGCGUCGCCAAACGUGUACUCGACCGUCACGCCAGGUUGGAGCUAUGCGGUCACUUCGACUUUCAAUACCGCUGCGGUCGCCGAAUACCCGACGUACUACUACCCCGCAUCAUCCAGGGUGGUUUCCGCGUCAUUGUCCUCUGCCAACAAGAAGCGGUGGCUUUAGAACUUCAUCUGUACACCAAUAUCAAAGAUUUGUAUGAAAAACCCAAGAAGCUGAUGUGGAGUCAGAUUAAGCGCUUCUACGUGUUAUGUUGAAUUAAGGUCUGUGAAGAAAAGCUCGUUGCAUUUUGUGGUGCAGGGGUGAUGCUGUUGUAGACAUCGCUAGAUGAAUUCUAAAGUUUCGAUUUCGGUGGGCAGUAGCGUGCAGCGAUCUUAGCUUCUAGCCUUAGUUAUAUUUCCGCAAAGCAAUUGAGACGCCCAUUUGUUAUCCUUGGCAUAGCUCUGUGGUCCGACGAGUUUUUAUCUGUGGAGAUAGUAUUUUCGGGUGUAAUUGAUGAAGUUGGCGAAAUUGUUGCAGAGACGAAGUUUUAGGAGU